UAAAGUCGUAUUGGAAAGUUGUUAUGCAAAAAGAAAUUGAAGAAUAUUUCCUCUAUUCUGGGUGGAGUCACAAGGAAACAUUAUAUCCCUACACAGCAAAAUGUUUGAGAAGUUUUAUCAAACUCAAAACAUGUUUCACGUGUCCUCUUCAAGAAGAGUGAUGGGUUUGUGUGUCCUUCAAACAGAAGACUUAAUAGAAAGUGAUUGGAAAAAAUCUGAAUGGAAGGAACUUGUGUUAAAAUUGUGCUAUUCAAUAUUAUGAACAGUUUUCAUUGCCUAAUAAAUGAUCUUGAGUAUACCAAUUUACGUAAGUUCUGAAGAUGGGAAGAAUUUUCCUGGAUCAUAUUGGUGGCACUCGCCUGUUCUCAUGUGCAAACUGCGACACGAUUCUGACCAAUCGUUCUGAGCUCAUCUCUACUCGUUUUACAGGGGCUACAGGAAGAGCCUUCCUUUUUAACAAGGUGGUAAAUCUGCAAUACAGCGAAGUUCAGGAUCGGGUCAUGCUCACUGGCCGCCACAUGGUUCGAGAUGUGAGCUGCAAAAACUGCAACAGCAAACUGGGUUGGAUUUAUGAAUUUGCCACUGAAGACAGCCAGCGCUACAAGGAAGGCCGUGUUAUCCUGGAAAGAGCUUUGGUCCGAGAGAGCGAAGGAUUUGAGGAGCAUGUUCCGUCCGACAAUUCCUGAAGGGACUUGAGUCUCUCUUCAGGUUUUCUUCAUUUGAAACUCAGAAAUAAUAAAAAUCAACAAAAAAUAUCUACUUGCAUACACUGUCACCUUAGCAUCAGAGUCGGAUUCAUGGACUACAGAGUGGGAAAGAUUGUAAGAGAAUUUCAGAUGGAAUCUUUCUUUCUUUAUUCCUUUUAUAUUUUACUUUCCCUCCAGCAGCUGAUUGUAGAAAGAAUGUUGUGCAGAUGCUGUAACUUUCUCUCUUGCAUUUACAUCUGUUAGAUCUGAGAUUGUAUCUGCAGAUACAAUGUGCUAAAAGGAAAAUAACGGGGAAGUUUCUUUUGUUAGAGAGAAAUCAGUGAUUUUGUUUUAGUUUGCACAAACUGAUGUCAGUAUAAAGUUAUUUUAAAACUACAUUUUUUUUAAAGUAUCUUCCAAUUUUUGGCUUAAACUUUUGGUUUUUUACCCAAUCCUUUCAUCUGAUUUGCUAGCUUAAGUGAAGAGAUCCGAAUUUGUGCCGAGUGCUAAAGGUUCAGUGUUGGUACAGCUUGGGCUGGCCAUUGUGCCAUAUUCUUGUUGAGGUUGAUUGGUAGCACAGAGCCCAUUAUUUCUUGUUGUUCUUGACCCAAAGAUGUCACCAUUCCUCAUUUAUUUGUGAAAUCCCAUUCACCAUGUAAGCUGGUGUUGAUUGGAAACUUUUUGAAAUAAGGCAAAACUGCUUGGCUUUUUUUUCUUUUAACUGAUGUAACUUAUAUGCAUAGUAAUAAUAUAAAAUAAUAGUUGUCUGUUUAGUCUUGCAGUGCUUUACAAAUCAGAAGCUGUGUUUGUAAUGAUAGGGAUCCACUGAGAAACUACUGUUUCAGUAGUAAUAUUUUUUCUUUCUUCAUCUCUACUAAUCUCAUUAAGUAGACAGGCAAUUGCAAAUCUUAAUUCUUCAAGGAGCUUUCUUUAAACCCAGAACUUCCUAUGUUAAACACAGCUGCUGUGUAAAAGGAGAAGAUUGCCAGCAUGUUUGUUCAUGCAUCGAGUAUGCAAUCUGCAUCUCUUGAAAACAAGCUGUUUAAGUUAAUCUUUUCAAAUGCUGCUUCUGGUGUUGAAACUCUUAUCUCUUUCAACCUUGUUGAAUCUUUUCAUUGUGAUGUUAGGUUCUUAUCUUUCUGGGCAGCAGCACAUGUAAGCCUGGUUGUAACUAGUGACUUGGAUUCCUGCUUUCUUCUGUAGAGAUCAGCUCUGUUCUUGCCUUUUAGCAAAAAUGUUCUUCAUUAACUUAACUCAAGGGUGCCCAAACACUUUCAUUGUGUCUUAAGCCAUAAAUUAGGAUUUCAAGGGCUGCAGUUAAUUUGAAUGUUAGAUAUGCAUGAUUCUUUAUUAUGCUUUUUUUCUCUCUCUUUAGACAAAUUGCGGUCAACAUGAAAUAUGUUAUCUAGAGACACACAAGAGAAAAACAAAAUGAUCUAAGCUCUGACCUUUCAGAAUAACUUUUCUUCAUUAGCCACAGCUCCACUAAAUUGUGGAGGGUGACUCUGCAGAGUUUUUUGUUUUUGUUUUUAUUAUUAUUAUUUUUGGUUGCGUAGUGGCAAUUUGGACACCCCUGACUUGAAUCUACUGCCUAUUUAAUGUAAAAGUAGCUUUACUAUAGAAUUGUCACAUAGAAAGGAAACAAAUUAGAUCACGUACCAGAGCUGUGCUUGAAUCAAGCUGCUUAAACAAUAGUGUACUUGUGCCUCAAAUGAAUCAGUUCUUGCACUGGGUACAGUAGAACCCCAUUAUCUUGUACUUCUGUUCUUCAUAAACCCCAGAAGUCCCAUUAGCAUGGUCCUCUGCAGUACUCUUGUACUUCUGACAUUACAAUACAAUAAAGUAUGUUUUGUCCUGAA
Messenger RNA from Rhea pennata, 2545 nucleotides. RefSeq names its product yippee like 5 (gene YPEL5). The record is from RefSeq and is a predicted model, not a curated record. Gene Ontology annotation, cellular component: ubiquitin ligase complex. Lineage: Eukaryota; Metazoa; Chordata; Aves; Rheiformes; Rheidae. The coding region runs from base 321 to 686 and encodes 121 amino acids. The transcript is spliced from 3 exons.